UUUCAUAUGACUAGAAAGUUGGAACAACAACAUGAUAAUGCUCUUUCUACUCUUUGUAGCCUUUCCUUUCGUUCUUAUUUUCCUUCUUUCUAAAUCCAAGAAUGGUGGAAAAACCACACUGCCACCAGGUCCUAUAGGCUUACCAUUCAUUGGAAAUUUGCAUCAAUAUGAUACUUUAAACCCUCAUCUCUAUUUUUGGAAACUUUCCAAAAAAUAUGGGACAAUAUUCUCCUUAAAACUUGCUUCUGCUCAAAUGGUUGUAGUUUCUUCAGCAAAAUUAGCAAAAGAAGUAUUGAAAACACAAGAUUUAGUUUUUUGUAGUAGACCGUCUAUUCUUGGACAACAAAAAUUGUCUUACUAUGGUCGUGAUAUUGUUUUUGCACCUUACAAUGAUUAUUGGAGAGAAAUGAGAAAAAUUUGUGUUCUUCAUCUUUUUAGUCUAAAGAAAGUUCACUUGUUUACUCCAAUUCGUGAAGAUGAAGUUUUUAGAAUGAUUAAGAAAAUAUCAAAACAAGCUUCUACUUCACAAAUUACUAAUUUGAGUAAUUUAAUGAUUUCAUUAACUAGUACUAUUAUUUGUAGAGUUGCUUUUGGUGUUAGGUUUGAAGAAGAAGCACAUGAAAGGAAGAGAUUUGAUUUUCUUUUGGCUGAGGCACAAGAAAUGAUGGCUAGCUUCUCUGUCUCUGAUUUUUUUCCUUCUUUAAGUUGGAUUGAUAAAUUAAGUGGAUUUACAGAUAGACUUGAGAGGNUAUAUACCUGCUUACGCACAGCAGUCUACUUUAAGACGAAUGUGUUGGUUGCAGGAUCAGACACUAGUGCAGCUGCUACUGUUUGGGCAAUGACAGCCUUGAUAAAAAAUCCAAAAACCAUGAAAAAAGUUCAAUCAGAAAUCAGAAAAUCAAUAGGGAAGAAAGGAAUUGUAAAUGAAGAAGAUGUCCAAAACAUGCCUUAUCUCAAAGCAGUGAUAAAGGAAAUAUUUAGAUUGUAUCCACCAGUUCCACUUCUAGUUCCAAGAGAAUCAAUGGAAAAAACCAUAUUAGAAGGUUAUGAAAUUCGGCCAGGAACCAUAGUUCAUGUUAACGCUUGGGCUAUUGCGAGGGAUCCUGAAAUAUGGGAAAAUCCAGAAGAAUUUAUACCUGAGAGAUUCUUGAAUAGCAAUAUCGAUUACAAGGGUAAAGAUUUUGAGUUAAUUCCAUUUGGUGCAGGCAGAAGAGGUUGCCCAGGUAUUGCACUUGGGGUUGCAUCAAUGGAACUUGCAUUGUCAAAUCUUCUUUAUGCAUUUGAUUGGGAGUUACCUUUUGGAAUGAAAAAAGAAGACAUUGACACAAACGCCAGGCCUGGAAUUACCAUGCAUAAGAAAAACGAACUUUAUCUUAUCCCUAAAAAUUAUCUAUAGAUUAUAUUGAGACGUGGAUCUCAAUUUAGUUCUGUGAGGUCAGCUAAACUUAUUGUUUUUGGCUCGAAUGUGUCAAAGACGACCCUAUCUGUUGCGAAAAUAUUACUUUUAGUGGCGACCGAUUUCGCCGUCAAA
Nicotiana tabacum (common tobacco) is the source of this 1531-nucleotide messenger RNA. The record is from RefSeq and is a predicted model, not a curated record. Lineage: Eukaryota; Viridiplantae; Streptophyta; Magnoliopsida; Solanales; Solanaceae.